CUUCUACGGUGCUUCGGGUUCUGGUAAAUGCAACUCAAGGGUCUGCUUCUUGCUGCUGGCGCGAGAAGUCAGGGACGUGUACACAGGAUGCAAGUCCGAAGAAAACACGCCGAUGGUGGGGCUGGAGGUAUGGCCCUUGGGCGAGCGUGCAAAGCCCGACGUCCUGGGCCGCGUGGGCGACUCGUACAGGGAUCCUGCAGCAGCAAGCGUUCCUGAGUCGCAUAGGCGAGAUAAGCGAGAAGCGUACCAAGGGCUCAUGCCUGGUAUGCUCAAUCAAAUGCUCAUCAAUCAGGCCCCUGUCAUUCAGAGCCUUCCUCACUUCCCUAGCGGGCCUGCACGGGGAGCGAACGACCCACGGGACAUAGAUGGACGAGCUGCCGUACCAUCUGCCAAGCCGUCGCUGGACGCACAAGGUGUCGUAGCUCUGUUGCCUUUGACUAUCGGCGACCGCAUCGCCGGUGCGCUGUGGAUUGUCCGGUACGGCUCCACAACGGCAGUGGACAAACCGACGGCACUGCUGCAAUCCAACCCAACAACAGCCGCAACACCAGCAGCUACCGGACUAGUCGCCGACUCAGCGGCACUUCAUCGCGGCGACAGUGGUAUCCUUGUUAAUGCUGCAGCCGCCGCCGUCCGUGGCAACAUUGUUGCUCAACCGGCGCCUUGUCCCCACCUUCUUACCAGCCCUCAGGCGCUUCAACAAUUAGGGCUCAGCGCAUCCUUGUGCCUGUUAGGCCCUGAAAGGGACUUCACAGCCAGUCUGUGCGAAAGCCUGCGCCAGCUUUCAUCCGCCUCCAGCAUGCAGCAGCUGGUAAGCGCCCUGUGUGACGCCCUCGGCUGCCGCAUGCGAGAGCACUUCCUGCUGGAGCCCCGUGUCUUUGCGGCGCUGGUGCCGGAAGCGACCUCUACUGUGGGCCUUAUGUUUGGUACCCGGCCGUCCGCCGCCACGCCCGCAAUAUCGCGAUCCACUGCCAAGAUUUCCCGCCUGGCCAGCAGCGGCGGUAUGGACGUGGUGAACUCCACAGACGGCCGGAGAGAUACCAUGCGGCCGCUGUCACCACGGGUUGCGAUGAUAAACGGCAAGGACUCCUUCUCGCUCAGCGGCCGGCCCGCAUCAGAUAACAUUCCAAGUAAUCUGCCGCAAAACGGUGGCGGCGGCGGUAACGGUAGCUCGCCCGAACGCGAUGGUGGCACGCCGCUCCGCGCGUUGCGCACCCAGGGUGUGCUUCGCGUGAUGCCUCUGACACAAGCUGAUUUGGCACUAGUUGAUGCCACGCUAAGCGGUGUCGGCGCCAACAGCGCCCCAAGCGUCCCUGUCGCCUCUGGCAGCUUCAUGGCGCUGUGUGUCAAGCCCUUUCCUCUGGCGCAGACACUGCUACGCCACGCGGUACGGAAAGUCGUCAAUGCCACCGCUGCCGCAGCGCAGGCGGCUUCUGGAUACAGCAGCUCCGACUCAGCAGCUGGCAGCGGCGGGCGCGAACGCCGCUUCCGUGCUUAUGGGGCAGAGGUGGCGGACUGCGCGCUUCAUGUGCAGGAUCCGAAAAAACCUUCCCGUGAUGUCUUGUUGCUUAUUGCAAACGGCGGCGCCAUCGCGGCACCCAGCUCGAUAACCCCCAAUGGCGCCGCCGGGAUCACGAGCCUUUGCGUUAAUGCCAGCGGCGGUUCCACGUCAGGCCGCCGAACCGUGAGUUCUCUACUGCUGCUGGUGCUGCCCUUCAGCGACGGCAAGGCGAUGCUCGGGCUGUACGUCACCUUCCCGCAAACGCUGCCGCAGCAAUUGCUGCGGCAGGCACGGAGCACACUUCUGGAGGUCUUGGAGGUGUGCUAUCCCAUCUUGGAACGGAAGCUCUCCACUGACUUGGCGGUGGAGCUGGAGACGCUCGUCACCGCGGCACCUGGCUCUUACGCCGUCCUGGAAGCCCCGGAGGCAGAUGCCUGCACCCCCACCUCCGCCACCGUUGCUGCCAAUGUCAUCGAAUGCAGCACCGGCUGCAACACGCUGCGCGCCUCCGGUAGCAAGCUCAUCCUACAGCAGUCUGGCGACGCCGAACCGCAGCCCGAACGCGUGGUGCCUAUAUAUAGCCAGCUUGUGCAAUCGUUUCUGUAUGACAGCCGUGGCGGCGGCGGCAUCGGCGGGCCCGGCAGCAGCACCCUCCCUGGCGGCGGCGGUGGCGGCGGCGGCGCACUGGCCGCCACACGCAGCCUGAACCUCAUGGACACGCACUCGGACCUGUCGCAGCUGGAGUUGCACUCCCAACUCGGGCACGGGGGCUGUGCGGUGGUGUUCAAGGGCACGCUGGGCACCUUGGACUGUGCCAUCAAGGUGGAUGGUACGGACACCGCCUCUGGACGGGAUGUCAUGACGCUCAAGUGGUCGGGUGGGGACGGCGGUAAUGGCGAUGGGAAGGUCGGAAGCCGGGGGGAGGCGGACGACGGCAGCACUAGCCUGGCAGCCCGUCGUGCUCUGCUGCGCAAUGCCAUGGAGCUGGCGGCCAUGACCAGCAUCAGCCACCCAAACGUCAUGCAGGUAUACAGCACGUUCAGCAACGUGACGCUUGGCCGCCGCCUGGCACCGGACGGCUCGGACCGCUUUUACCUCAAGCCGGUGGAUGGCACCAUGAGCACGCUCCCCGAUGCGCCGCCCAUAUGCGUGGCAAUCGUGUGUGAGUGGUGCGACAAGGGUUGCCUGGGAAGCGCCCUGCAGAAGCGCUCCUUCCCGACACUGCUGCCCCAGAACAGCAAGAAACUGGGCAGCCAGCAGGCCUCGGGCAACAGCGCGAGCAGCAACGUCAUCGGGGGCAGCAAAGCGGCCCGGUAUGAUUUCAAGGGAAUACUCAUGACCCUCCUAGACGUGGCGAUGGCGCUGCGGCACCUGCACGCACAUAACAUCAUUCACCGAGACGUCAAGCCAGCCAAUGUCCUGCUGAAGAGCAACGUAAUGGACCCUCGAGGCUUCACGGCCAAGCUCGCAGACUUUGGAUUCGUCACACUGUUGAACCAGCCCGGGGACGAAAAGAGCGGCGGCGAGCCGUUUGCCUGGGUGGACGAGACCUGCGGCACGGUGACCCACAUGGCUCCCGAGUGCUGGCAGAAACCGCACCGCCUCGAUGCAAGCUGUGACGUGUACAGGGAAAUGACGUCUGGAGGAUCUCGACCCUAUCCGGAGGUACGCGCACUUCGGGAGCUCUCAUCCACACCACCCACGGCCACGGCUGCGGGCACCUGGUCCUUUGUAUGGAUGUUGAGUGGGGUUCAACCCAGCAACAUCGCCCAAGUGGUCAAGCGAGGGGCACGACCCGUGUUCGACGAGGGUGUACCCGUGUCGUACAGGUUUCUGGCUCAGCGCUGUUGGACCACAGAGCCCGCUAGCAGGCCCCGGACUUCGGAGCUGGUGACCUCCAUUAGCCAGAUGCUCAGCAAGAUGUGA
This is a messenger RNA of Volvox carteri f. nagariensis, 3427 nucleotides long. RefSeq lists its product as uncharacterized. The record is from RefSeq and is a predicted model, not a curated record. Gene Ontology annotation, biological process: protein phosphorylation. Gene Ontology annotation, molecular function: protein kinase activity; ATP binding. The annotation marks the transcript as partial. The transcript is spliced from 16 exons. NCBI's taxonomy places the organism in Eukaryota, Viridiplantae, Chlorophyta, Chlorophyceae, Chlamydomonadales, Volvocaceae.